Messenger RNA from Dreissena polymorpha, 1995 nucleotides. RefSeq names its product microfibril-associated glycoprotein 4-like. The record is from RefSeq and is a predicted model, not a curated record. NCBI's taxonomy places the organism in Eukaryota, Metazoa, Mollusca, Bivalvia, Myida, Dreissenidae. The transcript has a single exon. Bases 577 to 1737 code for a protein of 386 amino acids.
CUUGAUACCUUGCGGAUUGGAAUGCAAUGCAUUACAGUCAAUACGUUAUUGUCAGUAAGACCGGUGUAACACAAUGAUCGCAACCCCUUCUGCGAACUCCGGUGAUGAACUGUAUAUAAACUCUGACUUUCACAAAUGGCCGCGAAUUGACCCGAAACCUCGCGGGUUGAAAUGCAAUGCAAGUAAGUACUAAAUAUGACAACAUAGCCUUUAGUAUAAACGCUUUUGCGCUGGUAAUUCUCUGAAAAUAAAAGGUGAACGCACAAACUGUAUUUAUGUCGAAAAUUGAUUGUAAAACUGUUCUAUCUAUUGAGCCUUUUCAUUAGAGAUAAAAUGUUUCAUGCAGUAAAACAGUGUUACAAAGACGCGGAUAUGUUUCCAAUGUUCUGGUGUUAUACUCAAAUCAGCCAAUGGAAUAAAUGAAGUGUAUUCAUUCGUACCUAGCCGCGGGAACUUUUAUUUGAGUAUUAUUGGACACUUACAAAGGUCAAGUCAGGGUGAAAAUCUGGCUUAUUACAGCUUACGCCGAAAAACCAUUAAUAAAUAAAGUGCACAUAGAGAAACACUGUAAACAAAAUGGUUACGAUUUUUGAGGUUUUCACAUGGUGUACACUGAUUAUCAGUUGCGCUCAUGGAAACAAAAUUGAUAUACUUAGUGAACGAAUUUCAAGAAUGGAAAGGCGCAUGGUGGAAGAAAUUUAUCUGAUGAGGGCAGAGUUUAAAGUGGAUUUGGAGUCGAUGCGAAAUAUAAGUGACAUGGUGUCUGCGGCUGUCGCUUGGAACCGUAAUCCUGGUGAAGAUGGGAUGUCCACAGCAACAUAUGCACACUCAGAAACUCACAUCAGAGAACAACUUGAGCUAUUGAAAAGGGGUUUGUCUGUUGAGAAACGUUUUAGUCGAAGUGUAGAAAGUCAGCUUAAGUGGCUCACUGAGUCUGAAAUUCAAAGAAACAGACUUCUCAAUGAAGCUGCGAACAGGACUGCGUUGAAUAUAGAAUCAUUGAUAACUACGGUGAAUGGCUUUUCAUCCGUUAAGAAUGACGUAAACGACAUAAGAACUAUUAUGGAGUCCCGACAAGAAAAGGAAGUAAAUGAAAAGGAAAGCGCCUUCACAGAUUGUUUAGACUUGCUCAGGCACGGGUAUACUACUAAUGGUGUUUACUCCAUCCACCCAACGUCUUUAUGGAGACCACUUAAAGUCUACUGCGACCAAACAACGGCUGGGGGUGGGUGGACCGUUAUCCAAAGGCGACAAGACGGUUCAGAAGACUUUAACAGGCACUGGAUUGAUUAUGCCUAUGGAUUUGGAUCCCUGCAAGGUGAAUUCUGGCUUGGAAAUGAGUUCAUACACCGACUUACUACAGCAGUACCCAACGAACUGAGAAUUGAACUGGAGGACUUUGAAAACGACUUUCGCUUGGCGACGUACGGUCAGUUCGCUGUGGGGCCAUAUUCAGAUCUUGACAGGUCUUCAAUUAAAUUCUUCACUGGAAACGUCACAGAUUCGUUUUCAUCUCACAACGAUUGGCAAUUUUCCACGACCGACAACGGACCAUCAAAAUCAUGUUCAGUCUCCCACAAAGGCGGUUUCUGGUACGGCAGUUGUCAUACGGUGAACAUAAACGGGCUAUAUCUGAAAGGACAACACACUUCCUAUGCUGACGGUGUCAACUGGUAUGGUUUUAGAGGAUUCCAUUAUUCUCUAAAAUUCACCGAGAUGAAAAUCCGGCCUCAUUAAACAUCAGCGUCAAGAAAUAAACACGCCUCAUGCUCUAAAAGAGACAGUAGUCUAUUCAUCUGAUAUUUCAACAAUAACUUUUUUGAGAUCAAUUGUUCUAUAAGUCUUUGUAGUUAUAGUUUCAUUGUUAAAAAAUGCAUGCAUUGUGAAUAUUUUAUUUAUUUUUUUAUUGUAAAAAUGUAUACGAUCAUCUUAGGAAAAGCAAAAUUUCGAGGCUGAUUUGGAAUACUCAUUUUGAACAUUAAACAAUUACAUAUA